UAGUGAUAAAAAUUCCCCAAAGUUUAACUGUAGAAAGAUAAAAGUGAUAGUGAAAGUGAUGCUACCCUCACCAUAUCACCCGGCAGCCACGGCAAUGAAUGACUUGCAUUUAGGUCGUCCCGAUUAUUUGUGUGCAAAUAAUCCGUCGGUAGCUGCAUUGUUGUCAGAUAAUAAUGUUGCGGCCGCUGCUUAUUACUACCAACAAAUGAAUCCCUUCCUGCGGAUCAGCAACAAUUUUUGGACAAUGCCAUUGUCCUUCAUACAAACUUCACAUCGUCCGGAAAAGCCACCGUUUUCCUAUAUUGCUCUAAUCGCAAUGGCCAUAAGCAGCGCACCCAAUCAGCGUCUAACACUGAGCGGCAUCUACAAAUUCAUCAUGGAAAAAUUUCCUUACUACAGAGAAAACAAACAAGGAUGGCAGAAUUCGAUUCGCCACAACUUGUCUCUAAAUGAUUGCUUCGUAAAGGUGCCACGUGAUAAGAACACAAUUGACGAUAAUGACAGCUCGGGAAAGGGGAGCUACUGGAUGCUAGACGCUUCAGCUAAUGAUAUGUUUGAGCAAGGCAACUACCGACGCCGACGUACGCGGCGCCAAAGGCAUUGUAUGAGAAGUUCUAGCAGCUCAGAAGACAACUAUCACCUUGAACAAUCUCAAACAUGCGAAAGCACGAUUGACGAAUCUUCUGCCAUAUCUCGAGGCAAUCUCAACAUUUUUUGCGGCAAAAACCCAGGUACGAUGUCUCUAAACUACUCCGACCACAUCACAGAGCUACACAGACAGUAUCUGGCUUCGAUUGCGCCUUUUAAUAUACUCUUUCGGAAUGAAUCACCAUCAGCAAACACCAGCUCAGCAUUACCAACGCAACAGCUUAGCAGCCAAAGUGAAUUACCUCUGCGAAAUGUAUCCAAUUUUAUGCUUGGUACAAGUCAAGAAACCAGCAGGAAUUCAUUCCGGGACUUGGACAGUUUUGAUAUCUCAGGCGGUGCUUACUCUAAUAGCAACAGUUCCGUUGACAGCACUAGGCAAGCAAAUUCAUUUUCGCCAAGCGCCUUUACACCAAUCACUCCAGCUCGAAAUUUGCAGCAAACAACACAGCUAACUCCGCCGCCUUUGCCGUUACAACCAAAAGCACUCACUUCCGCUUUCACCAUCGAGAAUAUCAUAAAGAAAGACUGAAGAAAUACGGAAUAUAUGUAUGUACGUAGGAACUGUAAACUAAGUUGACAUAUGCCAAAAGAUUAUUAUAUACUUACUUGUAAUUAUGUGAUAUCAAUGCAAUAAAAUAGAAUAAAGCAAUUUAAAAGUAAAAAUUACAAGUCUGAUUAUUAGUUAAUGGAAACUAGCGUUCGCUCAGCGGUUGAAAUCACUGC
Rhagoletis pomonella (apple maggot) is the source of this 1371-nucleotide messenger RNA. Its product is annotated as fork head domain-containing protein FD2-like. Lineage: Eukaryota; Metazoa; Arthropoda; Insecta; Diptera; Tephritidae. The transcript has 3 exons. Gene Ontology annotation, molecular function: DNA-binding transcription factor activity, RNA polymerase II-specific; RNA polymerase II cis-regulatory region sequence-specific DNA binding. The coding region runs from base 59 to 1177 and encodes 372 amino acids. Gene Ontology annotation, biological process: cell differentiation; anatomical structure morphogenesis; regulation of transcription by RNA polymerase II. The record is from RefSeq and is a predicted model, not a curated record.